AUGCCGAGGCAGUCCACAGCUAGCCGCGGGGACGAUGGCUUCAACCACAUGAGCUCCAUCCAGUCGUCCAUAUUCGUCCUGCCUGUCAGACUGUUUUACAUCCAAAAAAGAUCCUCGCACAUCCCUGAUUCAUACCUGUGUCUCAACCUUUUUGAUCCCACGAUCCGCUUACUCUAUACCAGUACCAACACCAAAAGACCAGUAUCUGUGCCUGUGCCUGUGCCUGUGCCCGUACCCAUCACCGCCAUCGACAUGGCAGACUCCGUCAUAUCCGUCGAGUACAAGGGCCGCAUUGCCACCAUCACGAUAAGCAAUGAGAGGAAGCUCAACGCCCUAAACCAGCAGCAGUACUACGAGAUAGCAAAGGCGCUACGUGAGAUCGCGACCCACGAUGAGGUGUACAUCACCGUCUUGCUCGCCAAGGGGCGCUUCUUCUCUGCCGGCGCCGACGUCUCGAUAUCCAGGCAGGCGCCCGAGACAGAGACCGACGUCCGCCAGUACUGGAUGCGCUCCUUCCUCGCCUUCAACCUCAACAUCACGCAGGCCUUCUACACGCACCCAAAGGUCCUCGUCGUGGGGCUCAACGGGCCCGUCGUGGGGCUCUCGGCCGCCAUCGUCGCCCACGCCGACUUCAUCUACUGCGCGCCCCACACCUUCCUGCUGACCCCCUUCAGCUCCCUCGGCCUCGUCGCCGAGGGCGGCGCCUCGCGCGCCCUCGUGCAGAGGCUCGGCCCGGCCAGGUCCAACGAGGCCCUCAUCAUGAGCAAGCGCAUCACCGCCGAGCAGCUCGAGCGCGCCGGCUUCGUCAACGCCGUGUUCCAGACGGCGCCGAACGAGGACGCAAAGUUCCGCGAGCUGGUCCUGAACGAGGUCGAGGAGCGCCUCGGGCCACACCUCAACGGGGACAGCUUGCUCGGGAUCAAGAAGCUCAUCCGGCGGCCCGAGAGGGACGUCAUGGACGUGCAGAACGCGAGGGAGGUGUUUGAUGGCCUGGACAGGUUUGUGGCUGGGAUACCACAGGAAGAGUUCAGGAAGAUCGCCUCAGGCGAGAAGAGGCAUAAGUUGUAA
Molecule: messenger RNA, 1068 nt
Organism: Diaporthe citri
Lineage: Eukaryota; Fungi; Ascomycota; Sordariomycetes; Diaporthales; Diaporthaceae
Exons: 4
Coding region: 1-1068 (355 amino acids)
Biological process (GO): fatty acid beta-oxidation
Cellular component (GO): peroxisomal matrix
Source: RefSeq, a predicted model, not a curated record